Messenger RNA from Cuscuta epithymum, 8546 nucleotides. The record is from the annotation of a GenBank genome assembly. NCBI's taxonomy places the organism in Eukaryota, Viridiplantae, Streptophyta, Magnoliopsida, Solanales, Convolvulaceae.
AAAUGGGCAUGGUCAUAGAUUGGCUUCAACGUGAACGUGUGAGGCUUAUACAAAAACGCCAAGCUAGGCAAGCUGAGGGCAUACCAUUAGUAAGGAAAAGGAAGCGGGGAGACAACGAUUCCCAAAGACAUUCAAGGAGGACAAACGUUGAGGGUGACAAAACCUUCAGGGCGCAGACACUAUCACUUGAGUGGAGUCGAGGCUUGGGUGGCCCGAACUCGAGGUCAAAAGGUCCGAGGGUACCUAAGUGCAACAAUUGCAAGAAACACCACUCGGGUAAGUGUCAGGACCCUCCCAGGUGCUAUCAAUGCACAGAGGUCGGGCACACGAGAGUGAGUUGCCCACAAAUUGUGCAAAACCAAACUUCGGGGUCAAGUGGUGGAACUACAAGAAAUGAAAACCAAACUGAGGUUUCUCAAGGGAGCAGGGGACAUGGGGGAGCAAGCACGAGCAACGCGCCAUCCGUGAACCAAGGAAGGACCCAAGCUAGGGUCUAUGCGAUGACGGAGGCGGAUGCUCAAGCUAACCUGGAUUCCGUUGAAGGUAGUACCUCUUGUAUACUUGUUUUUAUCCUUAAUUAGUCCAUAAAUUGAGGUUGCUAGUCGUUGGGAUCAUUGUACGAAGCUUUGGGGUCAAACGGAGCGAAAUCGGGCGAAAGACGGCUGAUUUCCGCCAACGCACACCAGGCCGGACCAUACGCACGGCCGUGCGUUGGUCCGUGCGUUGGUGGCAGUAGCAACCGGGAAGAAAUUGCUAUACGCACGGCCGUGCGUUGUCCGUGCGUUGGUCCGUGCGUUGGUGGCAGUAGCCACCGGGAAGAAAUUGCUAUACGCACGGACGUGCGUUGUCCGUGCGUUGGUCCGUGCGUUGGUGGCAGUAGCUCCGUUUUGAGGUUAUAAGACACGCACGCCGUGCGUACCUCCUAGGCACGCCGUGCGUACCUCCUGGGCAGCCCAAAGUCGACUUUUUCGCGCCGUAUUGCAACGUUAAGACCCGUUCUUGACCCCAAACAUGUGUGUGAACAUAAUAAACCUCUCUAAAUGUAUAAGAAUGGUAGGAAAGGUAUCUCACAUGACAUAAAUGUAGGGACACUAAAGAUUAAUGGGAAGGAUGCGCGAAUCCUUAUCGAUAUCGGGGCGCAACGUUCAUUUGUGAAUGAAGCGUUCGCCAAGAGGUUGGGGGUGCAAUCCGCACCAUUGAUGCAAACCUUAGUGGUAUCAACACCACUAGGAGAUGACGUGGAAAGAACUUGUUAUUAUCCAUCUUGUGGGGUGGAGGUUAAUGGUCAAGCCUUGACGUGUGACUUCGUACCGCUGGGCAUGAUUGAAUUCGAUGCAAUCCUAGGGAUGGAUUGGCUAGAAAGGAACCAUGCUAGGGUAGAUUGCUACACGAAGGUUCUUGAACUCGAAGGCAAUGAUGGGGAGACCCUACUCUUCGAGGGCGAUCGAGGGAGAUCAAAUAGCUGUAUCAUAUCCGCCGUGAGAGCGAGAAGUAUGAUGAGAAAGGGAUGCCACGCAUAUCUAGCAUACGUGGUUGACAAAACCAAAGAGGAAACGAACAUCGAUGAUGUGAGGGUGGUUUUGAUGAGCUAGAAUUUGUGCUUCAUUUUCAUAUUACUUUAUUACAAUUCUAAGCUCAUUAUUUGCCUAAUUGAGAGGCUCGAGUUAUAUUUUGUAUUAAAAAUGAUUUUUACAGGUGAGAACUUUAAGUUGAAGAAUUUGAGGAUUUUUGGAUGGAUUUGUGGAGAUUUUUCCUUUUCCAAGGGCUGUUGAAAAGUUGAAAGAAAGUGAGCAUUUUUUUAAUGAAAAAGGAUUCCUGUGCAGCAAAAUAGAAAAAAAGGAAAAAGAGGAUUACUCCUCAUUAUUUACUCGGCAGCAAUCGCUCAGACCAGUCGGGGGAGAGCUAAAGCAGUCCAGUGGCGCACAAGGGAAAAGGAUCCGAUCCAAAUUAAAAGAGGGCAGUUAUCUCAGUCUUAAACUCACACACCUGCAACCCAAAUCCGGAAAGAAAAGAAGGAACAAAGGGCCCAAGAACAGUACGGAAUGCAGCGAGAGAGGAACUCCGGGUUUCAUUAGUUCGAACGGCACCGAAAAUUGAGGGGCUAGCGUGUACAGCGGCAAACUGAUGAAACGGCUGUGCUCUUUCGCUAUAAAAAAACGCAGCAGUGAUUCUUCUUGGAGGACGUUGGAGGUCGGGGAUUCUGAUCGGGCACUAAACAGAGAAAAGGGCCAGACCGGAAGCUGGAAGGAAGGAUCGUUACCUUGUCUAGUUGGCUGGAUUCCAGAAAUAAGAACAGCAACAGCAAGUCUUGGAGAAAAUUCAGCAAUAGCUACACUGGUUUGCUGAUAUGAAAUCCAAUUUUCUUCUAUUUUUGCUGUGCAUUCGAUUCGUAUAAUGUCUAGUUUUACUUAUGGAGUACCAAAAGUACUCUGCUUUUUCCUAGAACUGUGAAUCGUGCUUGAUGGCCAGAACAAAUUGCUUUAUUCACAUUGUUUUAGUGAAUAACUUUAUUGUUAUGAGUAGCUAAAUUCUUUAAGUCCGGAUUAUGAUGAAGUUGCUAUGAUUUAGUAUAAAAUUGUGAUUUUAGUUAUGUUAAUUGAUUGAGUUUUAUCCAUUAUUCUUAUUCGCUUAAUUUGUUGUGUUAACUUCUGGCCAAUUUUAACAUGAUUGAUUGAGUUGUUUGAGUGGAUUAAUAGAGUACAUGUCAUGCCUAUUAGUUCGAGCUCUUUUGGAUAAAAGAAUAGAUAAUUUGGCUGUCUUGUUAGGUUGUCUAUUUGGUUCUUAAAUCGGGUUUCCAUAGUUCUUUUGUGAUUAAUGGAUUUUAACUAUCGAAUUAAUAAUUUCCUGUUAAUUAAUAGUUAAAGUACGUGACUUAUUCUGGACGCCAUACGGAAUAGUCAUAAUUUUGCCUAGAACGAACCCUCAAUUCUAAUUGACUAACUAAAUCACAAAUACUAAAAAUUAGCGACAGAUUCAUAAUCCUGGACUAUCUUUUCUCUUGCUUAAUUCUCAAUCAAUUUCACAUUAUUUGUUUAAUUACUUUAUUUUUGUCCAAUUAAAUCCCUUGCAUUCAUUUUAAUUCAAUCUUUACUUUGUCAGUUUAAAACCAAACAAGUUUAAAACUCAUUUUAUUUAGUUAGGUUAAUUUCACUUUUAUUUUUAUUAAUUAAUAGUUUUCCAAUUACUUGGUUGCAUUUUCCCCGUGGAUUCGACCCUUACUUGAGCACUGUACUACCGCGACUCGUGCACUUGCGAGGACUUAUAAAUUGUCUAUCAAUUUUUGGCGCCGUUGCCGGGGAAUUUGUUUAACUAGUUUUUGGAAAAUUGUUAAUUUAGUUUUAUUUUAGUUAGUUGUGUUUGCUUUUCUUUUUUUCGUUUUUUUUUGUAUGCUUGGUCGCAGGUCACUUAAUCCAGAUUUGCUAUCGUUGAACGACCAAGUUGACUUAAUUGGCAAAAGAACAAAGAGGAGGCUCCGAUUUGUUCCUAAUCCAACAAUGGGUGACGCGCAGCUAAUGAAAGAGUUUGGGAGACCGACUGUAGGUGUCUCCCCGUCCUGCAUUGUACUAAGUGAGGCUGCCAGGAACUAUGAUCUAAAGACAGUUCACUUUAACCAAUUGCCAUCUUUUCAUGGGCUUUCUUCUGAGGAUGCGCUGAUCUUUAUCCGAGAUUUCUACGGCAUCAUCCAAAAUUUUCCCUUGCAAGGAGUGACUGAAGAUGAGCUGAGGAUGAGGUGCUUUCCGUACACUCUCAAAGAUGCUGCUAAGACAUGGUUUAUGUCUUUGACACCUGGUUCCCUGCGCACAUGGGCUGAUGUCUACAAUAAAUUCAUUGGCAAGUAUUAUUCUCAGUCAAAAACUUCAGAAUUAAGAAGAAAAAUUGCCAAUUUCACUCAAGCUGAAGGUGAGCCAUUCCAUGAGGCAUGGGAGAGAUUUAAGAUGCUGCUCACUCAAUGUCCACACCACGGUUAUUCAUUGGCGCUCCAGAAUCAGACUUUCUAUGACGGUUUAAAUCAAGGAUGCCAAGCUAUUGUUGACAACGCAGCUGGAGGAGCAAUGGGAGAGAAGACCGCAGAACAAACUUUAGAGCUUUUCGAGAUGCUUGGAGCCAAUUCGCAACAGAAGAGUGUGCAGGGCAGAACUCCAGGAAUUUAUGAAGUGGGCGUUGGGACAGAACUAGCCAUCCAGAUGUCUGAGUUGUCCAAACAGAUGAAGAAUAUGUGCUCCGUGAUGACAAUGAGCAUGUCUACUCCUGUUGUGCAUGCAGUACCUGAAGCUGGUUUUGAGCAAGCUCAUAUGAUGAACUCCUACAAUCAAGGGCCAGGAAAUGAUCCAUUCUCCAACUCUUACAAUCCCGGUUGGAGGAACCAUCCUAAUUUCUCAUGGAGUAACACACAACAAAGCAACCAGCCACCACCUUCACAGAAGAAGCCUGCUUUGGAGGAUACUUUGCAAACUUUCAUGCAAAUCUGCACCCAAAAUCAGCAAGCAAAUGAGCAGCGUUUUCAGCGCACCGAGGCCUCUUUGAGGAAGCUAGAAGUACAAGUUGGGCAGAUUGCUAAAUCUCUCCAAGGACACGUGCAAGGGAAGCUACCGAGCCACACUGAAGAAGCAAAUUUUGUCACAAUUCUUAGAAGUGGGAAGGUAAUUGAGAAAGAUGAAGCGCAGCCCAUUCUUAAGCCAUCGGAGAAGGUAGAAGCUGAAAAGAAAGAAGUUGAGGCUGAAUCAGUCCAUGAGGAGAUCGGGUUGCACAAAGCUGAAGAUCCAUAUGUGCCGCCUAAACCAUAUGUUCCACCCGUUCCUUUCCCAAACAGGUUAAAAAGUUCUAAGCUUAACAAUUCUUUUGAUGAGAUUUAUAAGUUGCUGUCUAAGGUUAAUGUGAAUUUGCCUCUUCUUGACAUGAUAAAAAACAUGCCUGCCUACGCUAAAUUUUUGAAAGAAUUGAGCACUAGAAAGCGUAGGUAUGAACCAAAUGAAAAAGUGUUUGUUUCUAAGGCUGUUAGUGAUGUUUUGCAAAAAGAAUUGCCCCCAAAAUUAGAAGACCCUGGCAGUUUUAUUAUCAAUAUUAAUUUAGGGAAUUCUAAAUCUGAGAAAGCAAUGCUUGAUUUGGGGGCAAGUAUUAAUUUGAUGCCUUAUUCCGUUUAUUUGAAAUUAGGGCUGAAUGAGCUAAAAUCCACUACUAUGUCCCUACAGCUCGCUGACCGGUCUAUUAGAUAUCCUAGGGGCAUUGUUGAGGAUGUUUUAGUUCAAGUGGAUAAGUUGAUCAUUCCUGCUGAUUUUGUGGUUUUAGAUAUGGAUGAUCGGUGCAAGUAUGUGAAAGACAUGCCAAUUUUACUUGGCAGACCUUUUAUGGCCACGACAAAAACCAUGAUUGAUGUUCAAAAUGGAAAAUUGACUAUGAGUGUGCUUGAUGAAACUGUUGAGUUUUCCAUUUUGAAAUCCAUGAGUAUGCCUGCCGAUUCUAAUUCAUGUUUUGCACUUGAUAUUCUUAAUCCGAGUGUCUCUCUAGACAAGUCACAGGAAGAUGGUCUUGAGAAUCAUGCUUUUGAGAAAGAGAAAGUUUGCAAGAAGUGCAUUAAUUGUUUGCAUCAAAAGUCCAUUUUGAGGAAGGAUUUUAAACCUGGAAUUAAAGUGUUAUUGCUUGACUCUCGUUUAAGAUUUCUUUCAGGAAAUUUAAAGUUUAAGUGGACUGGUCCGUAUGUGAUUCGCCAAGUUUUUCCCUAUGGUGCAAUUGAGCUUGAAAAUCCAAAAUCCGGGAAUAUUUUUAAAGUGAAUGGUGAGAGAGUGAGGAGCUAUUCAAGCAGUGAAGAUUCUUUUGAGCAAGUUGAGUGUCUUGAGCUUUGGGAAUACCAUUGCUCAUGUUGUUUCUAGUCACAAUUUCUCAGCCAAAAAAAAAAAAUUAUAAAAAAAAAUCAUUAUCUUAAUUCUGUUUUCCCCCUCCCCAUCCUGUCUUUUCUUUCUUUGUUUCUUUGUGUUUUGCAGGUUUUAUUUCAAGAGGUUACUGUUUUCGUUUGAAGUGCAUUCAGGGAGUAUCUUUUUCUUUUUCUUUUUUAUUAAUCAUUCAUUGUGCAUAAUGCUUGAAAUAAGUGUGGGGGAGGAGUAGCUCUCAAUUUUUUUAGUUCUAUCUUAGUUUAAAAAAAAAAACAGAAAACUGCAGAAAAAAAUUCAGAAAAAAAACUGUUUUUCUUGCUUGGAUUUGAGGGAAAUGUAAUUUCAGGAUUACUUUUUGGUUUCAAGUUGUGAAAGUUUCCCUUUCAUUGGUAUGUGGUAUGAUUGGUGGUUUCCAUGAUAGAUAUUCUCUUGAAUUUGAUUGAGUUCUUCACAUUGUUUUUACUUGGAGUCAAUUUCUUAGCUUCUUGUGUCAUUAAUUUUGAUGUACUUUUCAAUUCUUUAUGAUCUUUUAGGAUGCAUCUUGAACGUUCUUGGAAAGAGUGUGAGUCCUUUGACUUUUAGCUAGCAUGAUAGAACUUGUCUUGUUGCUCUUUUGGAAGCUAAGUUAUAGUGCAAAUUGAUUGAGAAGUGAUCUAGGCCAUUUUUCAUAACCCGAGACUUUUAGCCUACCCUUUGCAUUUUAUUUCCACUUGCUACCCCUUUGAGCCUACUUGGUCUUAUAGCAUUCUACCGUGCUUUUGACUAGUAUUUUUUUUUUUUUUUGUAAUUACCCAUCAUUAUUAACCCCGAACCCUAAUUAGACAAAAUUAUCCCUCACCCUUGAGUUGACAUUUUUUUUACUUAAAUUGUGACUUGGAAGAGUUUACAAUUUUUUUGGAGCAUUUUUUUUCCCGGCAGUUUGUAUAGAUGUAAUAUUGUUAGAGCAGUUUGAUAUUUCUUUUUAGAAGUAGUGUUGAUGUAGCAUUCAAAAAAAAAAUUGAAAAAAAAAAAAGAAAAGAAAAAAAAAGAAAAGAAAAAAAAGCGGAAAAAGAAAAAAGGAAAAAAAAAAAGUGAAAAAAAAGAAAAGACAAAAAAAGAGAGAAAAAAAGAUGAGUUCAGUUGAAGUUUGUAUUCUUUUCACUUUUUGUAUGUACUUCAUUGUCUUAGAAGCCGGUUGAUUGUUGUAAUAGUUUUUUUGUGCUCCGUUACCAUGUUUUUGAACUCUUCCUAGGAUCAAUUUGGUUUAGAAAAUGUCUCCUCUUUUGUUUUGUUUUGAACUCCAUGUCCUUUCUUUCAUUAAACCAUUACCCAUGGUCAUGUUACAACCCGAAUAAAAGUCCUAAGUGAUCUUGAUCAAGUUUGUGCUUUGAUAAGGUGGAAGGAGGAGCAUAAGAUGACUAUAGAGUGUUAACUGAUUGGCUUAGGGCUUUGCACAAUUUCUGUGAGAGUUACUUGAGUGUCUCACUAGGUCAUUUAGAAUUGUAAAAUACAUCUCUAUUAAUGACAUGUGAGUCUCAGUAAUUGACUUUUGAGUUGGGCUUUGUGGUGGAUACUUGAUUCGAAUUUCUUGGGGAAAAUUUGUCAUGGAUGGGAAUGUUGGUAUGCUUGGUGAGUGAAAGGGGACUUUGAUCACUUGUAGCUGAUUUGGUUUCUUGAUAUUAAUUUUCCUUGAGGACAAGCAAAAUGUAAGUGUGGGGGAGUUUGAUGAGCUAGAAUUUGUGCUUCAUUUUCAUAUUACUUUAUUACAAUUCUAAGCUCAUUAUUUGCCUAAUUGAGAGGCUCGAGUUAUAUUUUGUAUUAAAAAUGAUUUUUACAGGUGAGAACUUUAAGUUGAAGAAUUUGAGGAUUUUUGGAUGGAUUUGUGGAGAUUUUUCCUUUUCCAAGGGCUGUUGAAAAGUUGAAAGAAAGUGAGCAUUUUUUUAAUGAAAAAGGAUUCCUGUGCAGCAAAAUAGAAAAAAAGGAAAAAGAGGAUUACUCCUCAUUAUUUACUCGGCAGCAAUCGCUCAGACCAGUCGGGGGAGAGCUAAAGCAGUCCAGUGGCGCACAAGGGAAAAGGAUCCGAUCCAAAUUAAAAGAGGGCAGUUAUCUCAGUCUUAAACUCACACACCUGCAACCCAAAUCCGGAAAGAAAAGAAGGAACAAAGGGCCCAAGAACAGUACGGAAUGCAGCGAGAGAGGAACUCCGGGUUUCAUUAGUUCGAACGGCACCGAAAAUUGAGGGGCUAGCGUGUACAGCGGCAAACUGAUGAAACGGCUGUGCUCUUUCGCUAUAAAAAAACGCAGCAGUGAUUCUUCUUGGAGGACGUUGGAGGUCGGGGAUUCUGAUCGGGCACUAAACAGAGAAAAGGGCCAGACCGGAAGCUGGAAGGAAGGAUCGUUACCUUGUCUAGUUGGCUGGAUUCCAGAAAUAAGAACAGCAACAGCAAGUCUUGGAGAAAAUUCAGCAAUAGCUACACUGGUUUGCUGAUAUGAAAUCCAAUUUUCUUCUAUUUUUGCUGUGCAUUCGAUUCGUAUAAUGUCUAGUUUUACUUAUGGAGUACCAAAAGUACUCUGCUUUUUCCUAGAACUGUGAAUCGUGCUUGAUGGCCAGAACAAAUUGCUUUAUUCACAUUGUUUUAGUGAAUAACUUUAUUGUUAUGAGUAGCUAAAUUCUUUAAGUCCGGAUUAUGAUGAAGUUGC